Messenger RNA from Mauremys mutica (yellowpond turtle), 1204 nucleotides. RefSeq names its product uracil phosphoribosyltransferase homolog (gene UPRT). The transcript is spliced from 7 exons. The record is from RefSeq and is a predicted model, not a curated record. Bases 48 to 869 code for a protein of 273 amino acids. Lineage: Eukaryota; Metazoa; Chordata; Testudines; Geoemydidae.
GACGCGGGCUGCGCGCGGGCGGCUGGUGGCGGCGCGCGCCCCGCUGCAUGGAGACCAUGCCCUGCCACAACCGGCCGUUGGGCGCGGCGGGCGGCCCGCGGCAGCAGGAGGACCAGCCGGCGGCCGGGGCCGGGGGCGGCUGUGGUAGCACCCGGCUGAUCCGCUUCGCGGAGCCCGGCCCCGACAGCAGCCCCAGCCCGGACAGCGGCCGCAAUGGGGUCCCACCCCAGGAGCCCGGGCCGCAGCCGCUGCCGAUCGGAGCCCAGCUCAAGCUGCUGCCCAUGAACGACCAGAUCCGCGAGCUGCAGACCAUCAUCAGGGACAAGACAGCCAGUAGAGGGGACUUCGUAUUUUCUGCUGAUCGUCUGAUCAGACUUGUGGUUGAAGAGGGAUUAAAUCAGCUACCAUAUACAGAAUGCACAGUGACCACUCCAACAGGCUACAAGUACGAAGGAGUGAAAUUUGAGAAGGGAAACUGUGGAGUCAGCAUCAUGAGAAGUGGAGAGGCAAUGGAACAAGGCUUACGGGAUUGCUGCAGAUCCAUCCGAAUAGGAAAAAUCCUGAUACAGAGCGACGAAGAGACUCAGAGAGCCAAAGUGUACUAUGCCAAAUUUCCACCAGACAUUUACAGGAGAAAAGUUCUUCUCAUGUACCCAAUACUGAGCACUGGCAAUACUGUCAUUGAAGCUGUAAAAGUUCUUAUAGAACAUGGCGUUCAACCAAGUGUCAUUAUCCUACUAAGCCUAUUCUCCACACCUCAUGGUGCCAAAUCUAUCAUCCAGGAGUUCCCAGAGAUCACAAUUUUAACUACAGAAGUUCAUCCUGUUGCACCAACACACUUUGGACAGAAGUAUUUUGGAACGGACUGAGACACUUAACACAAAUUGGUUAUGUCAAUAUGUUGCUGUAUGAUAUUACAAUGGCGUUUUUUCUACGUUUUAUUAUUUGUAGCAGGGCUGGCUGCAGGCAUAUUUAAAAUCUUUUUUAGCCAGAGGGGAAAAAUAUUUUACCUAUAUUCAUUUUUGGUUACUUUCUGAAAAUUGAAUCAGAUGCAAUAAUAAAGCACAUUCAAUUAUUAUAAACUAAAGGCCCUUUAAUGUGCUUUUGGAAAUUGCUACCCACUCAGUGCUUUAACUUAUUUAUUCUUUCAUAACCCUGUUCUGUAGCUGUUUGCAAGAGCAAAAUAAAAUGAUGCUGUAAAGCA